Hypomesus transpacificus is the source of this 910-nucleotide messenger RNA. RefSeq names its product chromosome 3 C2orf50 homolog (gene cimip5). The record is from RefSeq and is a predicted model, not a curated record. Lineage: Eukaryota; Metazoa; Chordata; Actinopteri; Osmeriformes; Osmeridae. Bases 163 to 606 code for a protein of 147 amino acids. The transcript is spliced from 3 exons.
GACGCACUAGUAAACAAUUCUGCGUAGCAAAAUAGCUCACAGCAGAGGCACAUUUUGCUAUCUGUCGACAGGGCUAGAUAGAUUUCUGUUUUAGAAACUAAUUAUUAAACUAUUCUAAACUAUUCAACUAUUCUCAUUGUUUCAGAAGCUUUGCUAAGUAAAAUGGAUAUGAAAAAACGUGCAACAUCGGCAGGCUACCGUUUACCGGAUCCCAGAAAUGUGACACAGUCGUUGGUGUCUAUGGUUCCAGGUAAAAUACACAACACAGGUGCCCGCAAGGAUUCGAGUCCCGACACCCGUGACCCAGUCAAGCAGGAUCAAGUGUGGCGGGAAUUCGUGCACGCCGAAAUGAAAGGAGCGAAGGAGUGGCAGAAGAAUUGGAGUUUUCUCAAAAACUAUGACCAGUUGGGUGAACUCCAAUCAGAGACCCCAUUACCAAGGCACGUGUCACUUUACUCUGACCACCUCCCCAACACCGCUAACCAAAUGUUGGGAAGUCGCCUCUACACCCAUCUGGGUAUGGAGCUGGUGAGGAUGGAUAAGUUGCUACUUCUGAGCAGAAGCCAUCACAAGUGCAAGCAAAGCCUGGAUCUGCUGUCUUGUUAAGGGCAGCCGUAGUCCAUGGUCCAUCUGACACAUCCUUCCAUCCCAGUUCUUAUUCACUUCAUAGCCUUGUUGUCAUUGUUGCCAAGUUAAGCCUCAUAUUUUUAGAGAUAAUUUAUUACGGUUCAUAUUUUGCGUUUUUAUGUGUGGUAGUUUUCCUUGGAAGCUGCUACAAUCCCCUCUGCCUGAUAAAAUAAUACAUUUUGCAUAAUUUGGUUUGACAAACUUAGUGCCAUAAUACUGUUAUGUUAGCCCAGAGGUGAUCCCAAAUGCCAUGCGUUUCAUUAAAGGAGACCAAAUUACAAAC